Messenger RNA from Oryzias latipes (Japanese medaka), 3954 nucleotides. RefSeq names its product aryl hydrocarbon receptor nuclear translocator (gene arnt). Gene Ontology annotation, molecular function: protein dimerization activity; DNA-binding transcription factor activity. Gene Ontology annotation, cellular component: transcription regulator complex; nucleus; cytoplasm. Lineage: Eukaryota; Metazoa; Chordata; Actinopteri; Beloniformes; Adrianichthyidae. The record is from RefSeq and is a predicted model, not a curated record. Gene Ontology annotation, biological process: regulation of DNA-templated transcription.
AGAGGAAACGCGCAUAGUUAGAGCUAUCACAGCUAGAAACGACAUCUUAGGCAGGGGGGUUUAAACGGGGAGAAAGCAAAUAAAAAGGGAGCCGCGUAGGUAAAUAAUUAGUUUUAUCCGCGUAUUAUUCCCACAACCGCUUAAAUGUAACACAAGCCAUGGAUUGAAGCCUUUGUAACCGAAAGUGAAAGUGCGUAAGAUUUUUGCACAACUUAGCCUACUACAGCUAGCUUAGUUAGGGGGAGGGGCAUAGGGUAGAUUUUUUUGUGUAAAUAUCUUUGCGUAACUUAAAGUUAUUUGUUUAUGUUAUUUCACACAGACAUGACCUCUUCGAAUCAAGAGUUGACAGAUCCAAAUCUGGGCAUGGGAGCAAGUGGGACACAAGCAAGUGGUGGAACUGUUGUACCGAAAGGAACCAACAAAAGACGAAUUACGUCAGACUUUGAGGAUGAUGAAGGGAGCAAGUUGUUCAGAGGUGAUGAUGACACAGGAGGCUCCAGCAAUGACAAAGAGCGCUUUGCCAGGGAGAAUCACAGUGAGAUUGAGAGGAGGCGGCGGAACAAGAUGACUGCCUACAUUACAGAAUUGUCAGAUAUGGUUCCCACAUGCAGCGCGCUAGCACGAAAACCGGACAAGCUAACCAUCCUGCGAAUGGCCGUUUCUCAUAUGAAGUCUUUGAGAGGAAGUGGAAAUACCAAUGCUGAUGGAUCCUACAAGCCGUCCUUUCUCACUGAUCAGGAACUAAAACAUCUAAUCCUGGAAGCUGCUGAUGGCUUCCUGUUUGUUGUGUCCUGUGAGACCGGUCGCAUUGUUUAUGUCUCGGAUUCUGUGACACCGGUCCUGAACCAGCUACAGUCUGAAUGGCUCGGCUCAUCCCUUUACGAUCAGCUCCACCCAGAAGACACAGAAAAGCUCAGGGAGCAGCUCUCCACUGCAGAGAAUAACAGCACAGGGAGAAUGUUGGACUUGAAGACUGGUACUGUGAAGAAGGAGAGUCAGCAGCCAUCAGCGAAAAUGAGCAUGGGAGCCCGGCGAUCUUUCAUCUGCAGAAUGAGAUGUGGAACAUGCCCUGUGGAGCCAGUGUCGAUGAAUAGACUCGGCUUUCUAAGAAACAGAAACCGAACUGGUUUGGGUACGGCCAAGGAUGGAGAGCCUCAGUAUGUAGUGGUCCACUGUACAGGAUACAUCAAGUCUUGGCCUCCUGCUGGUGUGUCUUUAGCGGACGAUGAAGCGGACAAUAAUCAGGGGAGUCGCUACUGCCUUGUUGCCAUUGGAAGAUUACAGGUUACAUGUUGUCCUGGGGAGACGGACCCUAAUAGUCUCAGUGUUCCGGUGGAGUUCAUUUCUCGCCAUAACUGCCUGGGCAUUUUCACCUUCGUAGACCAUCGUUGCCAGUCUGCUGUUGGGUAUCAGCCCCAGGACUUAUUGGGGAAGAAUAUUCUGGAGUUUGCCCAUCCUGAAGAUCAAGGGUUGCUAAGAGACAGCUUCCAACAGGUGGUGAAACUAAAAGGCCAAGUUCUGUCAGUGAUGUUUCGGUUCCGCUCCAAAUCAAGGGAAUGGAUCUGGAUGAGAACCAGCUCCUUCACUUUCCAGAACCCUUUUUCAGAGGAAAUUGAGUAUAUCAUCUGUACAAAUGUCAAUGUGAAAAACUCAACCCAGGAUCCUCACACCCCCACCCCCUCCCCAGGGGCUUCGAUGCCCCCCUCCUUAGGCCAGAGCAGCCCAAAUGGCCGUCCUGCUGUGCUCAGCCCAGGUCAAUUAGCCAACAGACAGUUGCAACAGCAGCAGGCAGACCUGGAGGGAGGCGGGACCAGAGACGCACUGUACGAAGCCGGUCCAAUCAUUCCACAGAUGCCAGUAACGCCAGCAGGUCCAGACCACAACAAAAGCCUUGAAAAGUCAGAGCUCUACCCCCCAAUGUUCCAAAGUCCAGACCCCACAAAGGCCAUGUCAACCACCUCAGCACUCAACACUCAGAUCUACGCAAACAACUUUCCAGCUGCUCGUUCCAAUGACGCUUACAGGCCAAUCAGUAUGCCUCAACAGAUGGCCCAACAAACACAGUCAGCACCGUCUGGCCACACAGCAGGACAGCUGUUGGCUCAGAUGUCACGUCAAAAUGGAUCCUCUGUGAACCCAUCCAGCGCUUGUAAUCCUCUGCACGGAAGCACCACAGCAGGAUGGGCUGGAGCUGGAGCCAGUGUCAGACCGCAGUUUAACAACCAACAGGUGGCUCCACAAGCAGCAAAAACCAUGUCGCCACAGUUUUCUUCCAUGGGAGGAUUUGGAGGUAAUUCCUCUGCCACCUUUGGCCAAAUGCCUACAGGUGCUGCUCCAGCUCAAACCAACAACGGAGCAAACUAUCCAGACAUGACCGCGCGUUCCAGCCUCAGCACCAACGGUUAUGACGGCUCUCAGUCCGGCGCUCAGUUCCCGUCUCGAGCUGCAGAGGCGGUGUGGCCUCAGUGGCAAGGCCAACAGAGUAAUGCAGAGCAGCAUCGUCACGCUCAGGACAGCCAGCAAGACAUGUUCCCUGAUAUGUUGUCUAUCCUUGACCAGCCAGGCAACUUCAGCAGCAGUGACUUUGGGAUUCCCCUCUACCCUCAAUACAAUGAAUAAACUGGUUUGUGUCAUGUUUUUCUUUGACUUGAUGAAUUUUGUCCUCUUCAGAUCCACUGCUUUUCUGUUUUCCUGCUUGUAAAAGUAUCGUUCUUUUCUUUCUUUGCAUUGCUUUCUUGUAAAAUUGCACAACUGGAUAAAGAUGGAGGGAGCUAUUACUGCAGAUGUAUACAUGAAAAUCAACAAGUUGCUACUGAGUAAAUCAUUAUUUUAGACAACAAUUCACCCAUCAUAAAGAAUGCCAUAGCCUAACACUGCUCAAACCUCAAUAAGUUAUGGUAAAAAUAUGUCAUAUACAAUAUAUAGAUGUUUUAAAACGCACAAUCACUCUUGAAUAGAUUGCACAAAGUCACUCUCCCACACUCUGGAAAUUAUUCAAGGAAGUGUAGACAUACUCCAAAUCCUUUGUGUUCUAAAUGUGUUUUUCUCAGGCAAAGCUUACCAGAAAAUAGUACUUUUUUGCCCCUUUUGCAUGUAAACAAACAAUUUAGAAAUGACAAAACUCUGGAAAAAGCAGGGAUUUACAUUUGGAAUUAGUUUGAACUCGAUCAGCACUCCACUUUGGAUCAGUUUUAGAUCAGCAGCGUAUCCCUGCAUGACUGGACUGCUUUCAUGGAGCACUUCAGCAAUUUUAGUUUUCGGAUUUGAAAUGUAUAAAUGAAAUAUAAAUCUAUAUAUACAUGGGUGAAGUCACCCAAGAAUUCUAUUUUUCUUUUGCCUUUUGAGAAGAAGUCUGCUCUUUUUUUUUCUGGUGAAAGUUGUACUUGAAUCGCAAUUUUGUUUGUUUUUGUUUUCUUUGUAAGGAGCUCUCAUUUAUAAGCAGUAAGCAUGAGUGUAUGAUAAAUACAACAUAAAUGUUGGCCAUGGUUCUAGGCUUUCUGUCCCAUAUAAUUUAACUUUUUCUUUUGACCUGAUUAUCUUGUACAUGUAGAGGUUUUUACUUGUUUUAUGAAAGAAAUAUUAAAAAGAAAAUCAGCGAUAAUUAAAAGGCAGGAAAUGUGGAUCUUUAAAGCCAUUUUUGACAUUAUGGUUUCAUUAUUUUUUUUUUUUUUUUUUUAUUGGACAACCUAAUGUUUUAUCUCGCUGAUUUAUGUCUGAAGUAUUUGUGCUUGACCUAAGCUUCAUCCUCCGGUUAGUAUUUUAUGGUUUGAUCAGGGUAUUCAGGAUUGAAAUGGAAAAAGCAGCAUUGAAAACAAAAUGGACCUAAAAGAAUGUCCCAGUGUAUUUUCAGUGUCUUUAACUCUGUGAAAUUAGGGCAAGAAUUGAACCAACAAUUUCAUUUUGACAAUAACUUUGUGGGAUGAAUGUUAGUGCUUAUACAGCUUCUGAUUUUAA